CCUUCCAUUCGUGAACAGAAUUCCCCUCCCUCUCUAGAUCUCCCCCUGCUAACGAAGGUCAGUCAUGAGCCCUAUUCGCGCUGCUGCUGCUGCACGUAGGCGGCCGGCAUUAUUAUUGCCUUUCCGGCCACCACUUUGCACUGCUGUGUUUCCAGUCCAGCUGAUGAUAUACACGAUGCUUCUUCAGACAGACCACCACCACCAGUAAUGCCGACCGCGAGGCGCACGCGCAUCCCGGCGUUCGGGGAGUGGAACCACCACCACCACAGCAACGGCGGCGGCGCGUGGGCGCCGGCGGUCAUGACCCCGUCCUUCGACUUCGGCCACGCAAUAACAACGCCGCACAAAGCGCCGCAGACGGUAUGUACGUACGUACGCGCGCGCGUUAUCCAAUCCAAAGCCCACAACGAUGCGUCGGCUUGCUGCUUAUCGACGAGACGAAUGGGUAGUAAUGCUCGUCGCGUCGCGCGUGCGUGCGUGCAGCAGGGGAGGCGGCGAGGCGCCGCCGACGGUGUCGUCCACGCGGCCAAGCUGGCUGCGGCUGCGGCGGCGGCGGAGCCUCACCAAGGCCACACGCAGACCACGAGGCGGAGCAAGGUGGCCGACUCCGGAGCCUACGCGCAGGCCGCGGCGGCGGCGAGGAGGUCCUGCUUCGCGCUGGCCAAGCCCGUCGACGACGACCUGUACGGAGUCCCUCCCGACAUGCUCUACGGAAAGCCGCCGCCGCCGGGAGCGAGGGUACGUAGUACGUACGCACUUACGCUCAUUACUAGCCAUGAUUUAUUUGCUGUCCAUUUUGCAUCGGGAAAAAACGAAAAAAAAUGCAUGCUACCUUAAUGUAAAAUCCCAUUAAUUAAAGAGUUUAUUCAGAGAGCUUUACGUGCUCUUAGCGAUCGAACGAGCCAUUCAAUCCCAAAUAUCCAUUAUUUAGAACACAUAAAACCCAAUCCCAAAUGUCCAUUAUUUAGAAUACCUAAAACCCACGUUAACCGCAUGGAGUGCAAAAUUUUGUCACCAGGAUUUGCAGUCAUAUAUGAUAGGUAUGUACAGUGAAGAGACACUAAAACGAUUCUCUAGGCACUAGAAUACAUGACGAAUUUGUAGAGCAAGAAGUGAAACGUCUAUUGCUAGAGAUGUUCCACCAAUUUUUUUUUACAAAUGUACUCUUUAAACACUUCAAAAGACUCUAUAGUAUUAAACAUCAAUGUGCAUGCAGUGUUCUUCAUUACUCGUACCGGGGCCUUAACGUUCACGUGAUGAUUUUAACGUCCACGACCGCAUUGCAGAAGGAUGAUGGCUGGCGGAGGAUCCUGCGGCUGCUGGGGUGCUCGUGCUUGAGUUGAGCCCGUCGUAAUGACCGCCGGACACAGCCGAGCAUUAUUGUCACGGACAACAAGGCUGCUGGCUAAUCAGGGCGCGGGCUUUUUGGCUUCCAUCCUCCUGUACGUACUACAAGAUGUCUCAACUUUUGGCGCCUGCUGUGAUCGAUUGAUGACGGGCCGGCAGGCAAGACGUGACUGACGUGCCGGCCUUGCGUUGCGUGGGUCUGUGCGUAGGUGUGACGUUCGUGUUGUGACUGUGUUCGCUGCUGACCGCCUGUCCUUUGUGACUGCUUCAAGCUAGUAGAUUCUAGGAUUUAGAGGUUCUUU
This is a messenger RNA of Zea mays, 1649 nucleotides long. RefSeq lists its product as uncharacterized. The coding region runs from base 208 to 837 and encodes 209 amino acids. The record is from RefSeq and is marked validated. The transcript has a single exon. NCBI's taxonomy places the organism in Eukaryota, Viridiplantae, Streptophyta, Magnoliopsida, Poales, Poaceae.